UAAUACAAUUUCAUGUUUGCAGGAGCCUUUGCUGAUACAGCUGAGGGACCGUCUGUUGGCCAGGCUUAAUGGCAUACUGGGACAGCCUGUUGACCUGGAUUAUUUCCAGUUCAUUAUGAAUCAGGAGGCGUUUAUAUGGACAUCCGCGUCCACCGUCACCCCUGUACCUGAUGUACUGGAGUGCAUUGUAAACCUCCAGGAAAAGUUGAAUUCGGCCCUUACUCCUGUUCCACGGGCAAUGGUGCUACUGGAACCGCCACAGUACGGAAGAGGACGCCCGAGGAUGACAAUUUCUGAGGACGCAUUGGCCCGUUUUAGUAAGAUGGGCUUACCAAUAACUACAAUUGCGCGCAUGUUGGGGGUGAGUGCGAAAACGGUGUCCAGGAGAAUGCGCGAUCUUGGAUUCUCUGGUGCCAGAGCCUCAUACAGCGAAAUGACGGAUGAUGAGCUUGAUCAUGCAGUACGGAGAGUUAAAGCAAGACUGCCAAAUGCCGGGUACAGAAUGGUGAAAGGCUGCCUCCGAGCAGAGGGACACAAAGUCCAGUGGGAACGGGUGGCUCAGUCCAUGCACCGGGUCGAUGCUGACGGGGUGUUCCACAGAAUGAUGCAGCUUGGGUGCAUUGUCAGAAGAACCUACUGUGUCCGCCGUCCAUUGUCCUUGGUCCACAUGGACACUAACCACAAGCUGAUACGGUACAACAUUGUGAUAUUCGGGGCAAUCGACGGCUAUUCUAGAAAGAUCAUGUACCUGGGGCCAGCAAACAACAACAGAGCGAGCACAGCUCUUACAUUCUUUCUGGAAGCAGUGGAGAAAUAUGGUUGGCCUUCCAGGGUCAGAGGUGAUGAAGGUGUUGAAAAUGUGGCAGUAGCUGAAGCUAUGUUCAGCGUGAAAGGCACUGGAAGAGGUAGCUUCAUAGCUGGAAAGAGCGUUCACAACCAAAGAAUUGAGCGACUGUGGCGAGAUGUCUGGGUCAGCGCCACUCAGCUGUUCUAUGAGGUGCUUCACAGUCUUGAGGAAGACGGCCUGCUGGAUUUGUCCAAUGUUGUUCACCUGUUCUGUGCCCACCAUAUCUUCAUCCCGCGUUUGGCCAACACCCUCCAUACCUUUGUAGAGGCAUGGGAUAACCACCCUUUAAGGACUGAGGGUGGACUCACCCCCAACCAACUCUGGGUUUUGGGGCACAUGACUGAUGUGGAAGCUGAAGAAUCUGAGUAUUUACAGAACCCAGAGAUGUUCGGGACAGACUGGGAGUCAUUUGGUCCGGUCUCAAAUGAUUUUGGCGUUCGAGUCCCAGAAUAUGAGUGCCCCAUUGCUCCAGCUGCAAUGGAAGCCGUGAGGUCUAUUAUCAAUCCUCUGGCAGAUUCUGCAUCAUUUGGGAAAGACCUGUAUGUCACCAUGUUGCAGAUUGUUACAUCUACCGGUAAUUAGUAUUACAAUGUUUUCACUCAAUGUAAAUAAAACUUGAGUAUA
Engraulis encrasicolus (European anchovy) is the source of this 1471-nucleotide messenger RNA. RefSeq lists its product as uncharacterized. Lineage: Eukaryota; Metazoa; Chordata; Actinopteri; Clupeiformes; Engraulidae. The transcript is spliced from 7 exons. The record is from RefSeq and is a predicted model, not a curated record. The coding region runs from base 116 to 1429 and encodes 437 amino acids. Gene Ontology annotation, molecular function: nucleic acid binding.